UUGGUCAAUAGGAAAACUAAUUGAUUUAAAAAAAUUAGAAAUAUGCGACCCAGACAUGUAUCGAAGAUGGCAAAGUCUGCAGAAAGACAGGGAACGUCUUCGAGGCCUAGAAGAACGUUUUUUGGCCCGUCUCCCACCUGAUUACUUUCUCAGUGAUGACGACCAAUCAUCACGUCCAUCUGAUCCAUCUCUCCACAGUGAUGACGACCAAUCAUCACGUCCAUCUGAUCCAUCUCUCCACAGUGAUGACGACCAAUCAUCACGUCCAUCUUAUCCAUCCCUCCACAGUGAUGACGACCAAUCAUCACGUCCAUCUGAUCCAUCCCUCCACAGUGAUGACGACCAAUCAUCACGUCCAUCUGAUCCAUCGUUCACCACACGUGAUCACGCCCAAUCAUCACGUCCAUCUGAUCCAUCCCUCCCCACACGGGAUCAAAUAAGGCAGCGCCUGCAGCAACUGAGGGAACAACUUCGAGUCCGAGAAGAACGUUUUUUGGCCCGUCUCCCACCUGAUUUAGAUGACGACCAAUCGUCACGUCCAUCUGAUCCAUCCCUCCACAGUGAUCAGUCAAAAGAAAAAAUGAUUGAUUUAAAAAAAAUUGAAAUAGACUACCCAGCCUGGGAUCAAAGUCUUCUGCCAGAGAGGGAAGAUUUUUAGAAGAACGUUUUUUGACAGACCUCUCACCUGAUUGGAUGGAGGAAGAGGAAGAGGAUGAAUAGGAGACUAAAUCAGUGAUCUAAAAGUCUGAACUUUGUGUCUGGACUUUGGGCUGACUGGUUGUUUGAAAACCAUGUUGAGUAUAAUGAUCUGUAGCUCUUUUAGUGACAGCUUGAUUUGGAUACUUAUGGAUAAAACAAAUGUAAAUGAUAAGAUUUGUUAGUGACAUAAGAUGAUGAAGUCAACUCAGCCUUAAUAACAACUGUUGUUUUCUAUUAUCUUACUGUCAUCUGUGUACUCAUUCUUUAAUUUUCUCUGCUGGGAUUCUUUUGAUUGACUGAAAUCUUUUUUCAAAUUUGUAUUUUCUUUUCCCCCCUUUGUUUCAGGAUAAAAAAACAAACAAAACAGAUCCACAAAAAGAAAAGUAAAUAAGACAACAGAACAUUUGAAUUUCAUGUUCGUAAAGAAGUGGGAAGAAGUGGGAAUUUAUAGAAUCCCACCCCCUCUCCGUUAAUCUGUAGUUAAUAGUUGAACAGGCUUCCUUAUUUAAUCUUCAUUUACGAAUAAAUAAAUAACGAAUCUGCAAUACACAUUUAUAUAUAUAAACCAAUAAACAUACAC
Molecule: messenger RNA, 1279 nt
Organism: Labrus bergylta (ballan wrasse)
Lineage: Eukaryota; Metazoa; Chordata; Actinopteri; Labriformes; Labridae
Source: RefSeq, a predicted model, not a curated record